Molecule: messenger RNA, 2529 nt
Organism: Aspergillus mulundensis
Lineage: Eukaryota; Fungi; Ascomycota; Eurotiomycetes; Eurotiales; Aspergillaceae
Exons: 2
Coding region: 1-2529 (842 amino acids)
Biological process (GO): ribosomal small subunit biogenesis
Cellular component (GO): nucleolus
Molecular function (GO): RNA binding; protein binding
Source: RefSeq, a predicted model, not a curated record
AUGCCUCGCCCCAGGCAUAAUACGACAUCGCUACCUCGAGAUCUGCGACAAGAGCUCGGCAUCCGUGACCGAUUCGGCGAGCAGAAGAACAAGCGGAACGAGAAAGCCCGCAAAGACCUUCGGCGGGAGGAGCGCGCGGGGAACAAGCGCGGUGGACCGGGAUCGAAGAGAAGCGCUGGUGUCCGCAGUCGCGACUAUGACGACGAUGAUGAGGACGACUUUGAUGGGGACUUGGGCGAAUCUGACGAAGAUGAAGGAAAUGUCAUGGCAAAGUUGAAGGCUGCAAAGCAGAAGAAGGAAAAGCCUAACGUCAGCUCGAAGAAGUCCAAGGGCGGUGAUGCGCAAGACGAGAAAGUUUUGGAAGUCCCGCGGAAGAAGGUAUCAAAAGCAGUGCAGGACAAGCUGGAACAAGAUGAUGCGGAGAUUGCUGCGCUGGAGAAAAAGCUUGGUCUGAAGAAGGGGAAGGUUCCUAAAUCGUUCGCGGGGGAUGGAUUGGACGAGUUGCUGGGAGACUUGGACGAAGGGUCUGCGGAUGAAAACAAGAAGCGCAAGCGGGAGGCGGAUGACUGGCUGCAGAAGAAGAGAAGGAAGGCGCAGGGCUUGCCUGUUGAUGAACCUGAAGAGUCUGACAGCGAUGGAAUGAGUGACGAAGAUCUAGAAGACUUUGACGAUGACGAGGAUAUGGAUGGGUUCGACGAGGACGAGGACGAGGAGGAUGAAAGCGAAGAAGAGCAGCCCGUGCCGAAGAAAAAAGAGAAUCCAUACGUUGCGCCUGUUGCGGCAACCGAGGACAAGCCAGGAAAAUAUAUUCCUCCCUCAUUACGAGCAGCCUCAAAUUCUGAGUCCGAGUCUCUCACGCGAUUAAGAAGACAGGCGCAGGGUCACCUCAACAAGCUGUCUGAGGCCAACCUCAUCUCCAUCCUGGCGGAAUUCGAAAAGCUUUACCGUGAAUAUCCUCGCCAAAAUGUAACGUCUACGCUGCUUAAUCUACUUUUUGCGCUCAUCUGCGAGAGGUCUGCGCUUUCGGAUACGUUCAUUAUCCUGCAUGCGGGUUUCAUCGCUGCUGUGUACAAGGUCAUGGGAUCGGAUUUUGGCGCGGAAAUCGUUCAAAAGAUUGUGGAAACUUUUGACGCUGGCGGAGAUGAAAGGGGCAAGUUUGAGGGCAAGGAGAUGAUCAACCUGAUCUCGCUUCUCUCGCAGCUCUACAACUUCCAUGUCAUUGGAAGCACAUUGGUCUUUGACUAUAUCCGGCUGUUUCUGCAGGACAUUAAUGAGGACAAUACCGAGCUUCUUCUCAAGGUCAUCCGAAACUCCGGACCCCAACUCCGACAAGACGACCCAUCCUCCCUCAAAGACAUCGUCCUUCUCAUCCAACCCGCCAUCGCGAAAGCCGGCGAAGCCUCCCUAUCCGUGCGAACAAAAUUCAUGAUCGACACAAUUACAGACCUCAAGAACAACCGCCUCAAAUCUGCCGCCAACUCCACCAUCGCCUCCGAGCACAUCACGAAGAUGCGCAAGAUCCUCGGCUCCCUCAACAACUCCCGCGUCAUCCGCGCCUCAGAACCCAUCAGCAUUUCCCGAAGCGAUAUCCACAACUCGUCGAAGAAGGGCAAAUGGUGGCUUGUCGGCGCUAGCUGGAAAGAAGAUCCUCUUGAAUCUGCCCGCCAGGAACUCUCCUCACUCCCUCAGUCCGCCUCCAACCAACCCACCGGGGUGGACGACGACGACAGCGAUGCCGAACCGGAUUACGCCUCAAUCGCUAAGGCACAACGCAUGAACACUGAUGUCCGCCGCUCCAUCUUUGUGGCUAUCAUGUCCGCGAACGACUACCAGGACGCACACGUCCGCCUGCUCAAGCUCCGCCUCAAGCGCGCACAAGAAUUCGAGAUUCCUCGCGUCCUCACCCACUGCGCCAUGGAAGAAGAUGCGCAUAACCCUUAUUAUACGCUGAUCGCGCGCCGGCUGUGCGGAGAGCUCGGUCGCCGCAUCAAAGUCUCCUUCAUGUUCACGUUGUGGAAUAUCUUCAAGCGCAUGGGCGAGUCAGGGGACUUAGACGACGAAGAUGACGACGAUUCCGGUGCUCACGGCGAAGAUGAAGAGAACCCACUCUCCAUGAAAGCCAUCGUUAACUUGGCAAAGAUGUACGCUUCUCUAAUCGCAGAUGGCACUCUCACACUCGGCAUCUUGAAGACCCUCAACUUUGCGUACCUGCAGCCCAAGACAAAGACAUUCGUUGAGCUGCUCAUGAUCAGCAUCAUCCAGCAGUCCCAGAAGCAGCAGAAGAAGAAAAAGUCCAGGUCCAAGGGCGAAGAAGAACCAGCUCUCAAUGAACAACCCCUCGUGGAGAUCUUCAUGAAGACUCGGGAUACGCCGCAGAUCGUCAAAGGAUGUAUUUACUUCCUAAGAAAGGUUGUUGCGAAAACCGACAUUGUUGCUUCGGAGAAGGAGGCCGUCAUGGUGAAAUGGGGCGUUAGGGUUGCUGUUGAUGCACUGAAGGUUGUGGCGUCCGAGGAGGAUAAGUUCUCAUGA